GUUAACUAUUUUAGAUGGUAGUGGUAAACAGAGUUUAUCUCGUUUGGCUGCUUCGAUAAGUUCAUUGGAUGUAUUUCAAAUUACAUUACGUAAAGGCUAUAGUAUUACCGAUUUAAAAACAGAUUUAUCUGCUUUGUAUAUUAAAGCUGGUCAAAAAGGAAUUGGAACUGUGUUUCUAAUGACUGAUUCACAAGUAGCUGAUGAAAACUUUUUGGUAUUAAUUAAUGAUAUGUUAGCAUCAGGAGAAAUACCCGGAUUAUUUGCCGAGGAUGCUGUAGAAGAAAUAACUGGUGCAAUAAGAAAUGAAGUGAAAUCACAAGGUAUUGAUGAUACAAGAGAAAAUAUUUGGAAAUAUUUUAUUGAAAAAGUGCGAAAAAAUUUAAAAAAUGAUAAACGUUAUAAUUAUACGACACCAAAAUCAUUUUUAGAACAAAUCACAUUGUAUAAAAAUCCGUUAGCGAAAAAAAGUCUUGAAUUACAAGAGAAAAUAAAUCGACUUGAGAGUGGUCUUGUAAAAUUGCAAUCUUGCGCAAGACAAGUUGAUGAUUUAAAAGAUAAACUAGCAGCUCAAGAAGUAGAAUUGAAACAAAAAAAUGAUGAUGCUGAUAAACUAAUUAAAGCUGCACGUGCUACGCCAGCAUUGAAAGCAGCUGAAGAAGCGUUAAAUACAUUAGACAAGAAUAAUUUGACUGAACUGAAAGCAUUUUCAAAUCCACCAGAAGCUGUUUUAAAAGUGGGUGCUGCAGUGAUGUGUCUAAUGCCGCCUGGUGGGAAAAUACCCAAACCAGCUCAGCGUGAUUGGAAAACUGUUAAAGCAAGUAUGGGAAGUGCUGAUCAAUUUCUUGAAUUUGAAUCGGAAAAAAUCAAAUCAAAAUCUGCCGCAGCAGCCGGAUUAUGUGCUUGGGUUAUUAAUAGUGUCAAAUUUUAUGAAGUUUAUUGUGAAGUUGAACCCAAACGACUAGCUCUAGAAAAAGCCAAUGCUGAAUUGAAAGCAGUCCGAGAUAAACUGGAGUUGAUCAAUAAACAAGUGGCGCAAUUAGAAGAAGCAUUAGCAAAACUAACAGCUGAAUAUGAUACAGCUAUGUCAGCUAAACAAAAAUGUCAAGAAGAAGCUGAUCGUACAUCAUAUACUAUAUCAUUAGCCAAUCGACUCGUCGGUGGAUUAGCAUCGGAAAAUGUUCGAUGGCGUGAAUCUGUUGCCGGUUAUCGUUUAUCUGAAGAUACGACACCCGGUGAUGUUUUGCUCAUAACAGCUUUUGUUUCCUAUAUGGGUUGUUUUACAAAAACAUAUCGUGUGGAUCUAAUGGAAAAUUAUUGGAGACCAAAAUUAUCCGAAUUAAAGGUAAGAUGA
Didymodactylos carnosus is the source of this 1351-nucleotide messenger RNA. The record is from the annotation of a GenBank genome assembly. NCBI's taxonomy places the organism in Eukaryota, Metazoa, Rotifera, Eurotatoria, Philodinida, Philodinidae.